GCCGCUUCCCGCCGGCUUCAUUUUUUUUUAUUUCUCUCGCCGACCUCAAGCCGCAAAGGGCUCCGGGAUCGUGGCUGGCUCACCCCUGGGGCCUCCGAGCUUCUCCCGUGCCGCCCGGCGCUGCGUUAGUCUUGCCAACAGCGGCCCGCCGACUCCAGGCCACCGAGAGCGUUUUAUUGAGGAAUACUGGGACUAUCACUCAACGUAAUUUCAAGUGUCUGGCUAAAUGACUUCUGUGCCAGUGAUACCGGAGUCCUUCAGCCAUGUUCUUGCAGAAUUUGAGUCCCUCGAUCCAUUACUCUCAGCCCUACGAUUAGAUUCCAGUCGUCUAAAGUGCACAAGCAUAGCUGUAUCUCGGAAAUGGUUGGCUUUGGGCAGUUCAGGAGGAGGACUCAAUCUAAUUCAGAAAGAAGGCUGGAAGCACAGACUUUUUCUUUCACACAAGGAAGGUGCCAUUUCUCAGGUUGCCUGUUGCUUACAUGAUGAUGAUUAUGUGGCUGUGGCUACCAGUCAAGGUCUUGUGGUUGUUUGGGAAUUAAAUCAAGAGCGCCGUGGGAAACCAGAACGAAUUUAUGUUUCUUCAGAACACAAAGGCCGAAAAAUUACUGCCCUCUGUUGGGAUACAGCUAUUCUUAGAGUUUUUGUAGGUGAUCACAUGGGGAAAGUGACUGCUAUUAAACUGAAUGCAUCCAAACAAGCAAAGGCAGCUGCGGCCUUUGUGAUGUUUCCUGUUCAGAACAUAACAACUGUUGACUCCUGUGUUGUCCAGUUAGAUUAUUUGGAUGGGAGACUACUUAUAUCUUCACUUACUCGCUCCUUCUUGUGUGACACUGAGAGGGAAAAGUUCUGGAAAAUUGGAAACAAGGAAAGAGAUGGAGAAUAUGGAACUUGUUUCUUCCCCAUAAGAUGUUCUUCAGGCCAGCAACCCUUAAUAUAUUGUGCUCGUCCUGGCUCCAGGAUGUGGGAAGUAAAUUUUGAUGGGGAAGUUUUAAGUACACACCAGUUUAAGAAACUCCUUGCAACCCCACCUCUCCCUGUGAUUACAUUCAGAUCAGAACCUCAGUAUGAUCAUACAGUUGGAGCCCCCCAGUCUUUGUCUUUCCCCAAGCUCUUGCAUCUUAGUGAGCAUUGUGUGCUAACUUGGACAGAAAGAGGAAUUUAUAUUUUUAUUCCUCAGAAUGUUCAAGUUCUUCUUUGGAGUGAAGUCAAAGAUAUUCAGGAUGUGGCUGUCUGCAAGAAUGAAGUGAUCUGUUUGCACUUAAAUGGGAAAGUCUCACAUCUUUCAUUACUGUCGGUGGAGCGCUGUGUGGAACGUCUGCUAAGGAGAGGCCUGUGGAACCUGGCUGCUCGCACUUGCUGUCUUUUCCAAAAUUCUAUCAUUGCCAGCAGAGGAAGAAAAUCUUUGACGCUUGAUAAAUUGGAACAUUUGAAAUCUCAGCUGGACCUCACAACCUGUAGGGAUCUAAUUUCUCAACUCGAAGAUUUGAUGUUAAAAUUUGAACCUUUAGAUUCAGCUUGCAGCAGUAGAAGAAGCUCAAUUUCAUCACAUGAAAGUUUCAGCAUCUUGGACUCUGGAAUUUAUCGAGUCAUUAGUAGAAGAGGCAGUCAAUCCGAUGAAGACUCUUGUUCGCUUCAUAGCCAAACCCUCUCAGAAGAUGAGAGGCUAAAAGAAUUCACGUCACAUCAAGAAGAGGACCAUACUGAGCACAGUCACAACUCUCACAGAAAUGAAGACAGUGUUUCUCAUACUCCAGUGACAUGUGAGACAGAUAAGAGUGAGACUGUCCUCCCCUUCGGCAUCCCAUUAUCAUUUCGUUCUCCAUCUCCUCUUGUGUCUCUUCAGGCUGUCAAGGAAAGUGUUUCUAGCUUUGUGCGUAAGACUACUGAGAAGAUUGGCACCCUUCACGCAGGCCCUGAUCUGAAAGCACGAGCAGAAUCCAGGGGUGAUGAGCAGGCAUGUGAAGAGGCUGUGAGUGCAGCCACCGAGCGAAGAACAGAAGUUACUGAGGAAAAAAAAGAAGCAACUAGUCAACCGUUAGAAGACAAAUUCCAAGAUCUUAAAAGAGCAACAGCAGAAGCAAUGACCAAGCUACAGGACCCACUGGUUUUGUUUGAACCUCUGCCUCGGAGAAUGGUGUUGCAGAAAUGGCUUUCUGAGUUAGAAAAAGCAUUUGCUAUGAAGGACUCCUCAGAUAUUUUGGAUACUGGUAACUCAUCGUUGAAGCUGAAACAGGAUAUGCCAUUGCUUGAUGAGUCAAAACCUGGAGUUUUAGAUGAAGCUAAUGGGGAAGAAGAAAGGGACUCUUCAAGUGUUGAGGACACUGUUAUGCAAACCUCGUGUGAAUCUGAAAAAGGCAAAAGGGACCCUGGAGGCAAUGAAGAUGCUGUUCAUGAAAACACAAGUGAAUCUAAUGAUAGUGUGAGCGAGCCCGUGGUUGACCUUUUUCAAAUACGUUCUCCAUGCGUCAUAGAGAACAGUCUUCAGAAGGAACUGGCUGAAUUGACCACAUUGUGCUUGGAAUUAAACAUACUGAAGUCUGAGAUCACAAACACCAGCGGGCACAAGGACAACACUUCGCCACAGUGCUUUCCUGAACUUCUGCCUUGUCAGUUCCUAAAGAAGUACUUCUUUCUUCUCGACUUGAAAAGAGCAAAGGAGAGCAUCAAGCUUAGUUACCCCAACAGUCCUGGUGUUUGGGGCACUUUUAUUGAUGGAUUGAAAGAAAUGGCACGUUCCAAUUCUACCUAUUUGAAGUUAGAAGAAGGAGACCUCCCAACACAAAUAAAAUUAUUAGAGGACUCAGUACCUUUUGAUAGUCCUUUGUUGAUUGCUUAUGCUGCCAGAUUGUAUGAGAAGUUUGGGGAAUCUGCCCUUCGAUCCUUAAUUCAGUUUUAUCCAUCCAUUUUGCCCUCGGAUAUCAUGCAGCUUUGUCAUCAUCAUCCUGCCCAGUUUUUGGCCUAUUUAGACAGUCUGGUGAAAUCAAGGCCUGAAGAUCAGCGGCUUUCCUUCCUUGAGUCUCUUCUCCAACCAGAGUCUUUAAGAUUGGAUUGGCUGCUUCUUGCUGUUUCCCAUGAUGCUCCACCAAGCACCAGCACUAUGGAUGAUGAAGGAAACCCCAGGCCUUAUUCACAUUUGUUUUCCUGGAAUUACAGUCAGCUAAUUCUUCAUCUGGUUAAACUUCCUGCAGAUUUUGCAACCAAAGAGAAAAUGACUGAUAUCUGUAGGUCUCAUGGUUUCUGGCCUGGAUAUCUGACUCUGUGUUUGGAGCUGGAGAGAAGAAGAGAGGCCUUUGCCACCAUUGUGUAUCUGAAUGACAUGGGCCUGAUGGAAGGGGACAAAGGUUGGAUUCCAGAGACUGUGGAGGAAUGGAGGCUGCUUUUGCAUCUGGUACAGAGCAAGAGCACAGCGGCAGCCCCCCAGAAGUCACCGAAUGGGAUCUUUGGAGAUGGGCCUUCUCCCAUCAACGUGGAAAAUGUGGCACUUCUGUUAGCAAAGGCCAUGGGCCCGGAUCAGGCCUGCUCACUGCUGCAGGAGUGCAGUCUGACCCAUGCUCUGUCAGAGAAGUUUACCAGAACCUGUGCUAUCCUGAGGAUUGCUGAGAAAAGGCAGAGAGCCUUAUUACAAAGCAUGCUUGAAAAAUGUGAUCGGUUUCUCUGGUCGCAGCAGGCCUAAGUGGAAGAAGAUUCAACAGUCAUCAUUAUAUUUUGAGAGAAAAUGAACCCUGCUCCUGAACCUGCUGAAUGUUUUUGUUAUUGAAGGGCAGGGACCACCACCCUACCUCCUCUGGGGAGUACUUUUUGAGUAGCCCUAUGCCAUCUGACAGUAUUUCUCAACCAAAGAUGAGUUGUGGAAGGAAAUUCAUUGCUGAAGUGGAAUCAGAAUGUGAAGAGUCAUAGUGCCGCAGCCUGUCUCUCAACUACAGUAUCUCUUGCCCCUUUCUGGUGGAGUGGGGAAAUUCUCUCCAUUUUCUAAUGACCAUUCAGGGAGCAGAAGUUUCUCAUCCUGGUCUCAUGAAGACAAAAUAUAAUUUACAGGACUUGAUCUUUACAUGUUGUGUGAGAAUGUUGCAAAACUACUGAGAUAGGACCUGGUGUCAUGGAAUUGACACACAAAACAAGUGAAAUGGUGAAGGUUCAAAUGAGAUGAUUUAAGUCAGAUCGCUUCUUAUGAACUCAUGUUUAAUAUUUUCCCGGUAUUUUUCCUCUUCUAAUUUGAACCUCUGUACAGCUAACUUAUUCCUACCAAUGUUUUAUCUCUAAUCUUUCCUAAACAAAAUCUCCCAAAGGAAUCAUGCACUUUUUAAAUAUUAUUUUUUAAAAGCCAUAAUAAAGGAAAGCUGAA
Messenger RNA from Sorex fumeus (smoky shrew), 4342 nucleotides. It is a transcript of the gene HPS5, whose product is annotated as HPS5 biogenesis of lysosomal organelles complex 2 subunit 2. Gene Ontology annotation, cellular component: cytoplasm. The record is from RefSeq and is a predicted model, not a curated record. Gene Ontology annotation, biological process: developmental pigmentation. Lineage: Eukaryota; Metazoa; Chordata; Mammalia; Eulipotyphla; Soricidae. Gene Ontology annotation, molecular function: protein binding. The coding region runs from base 227 to 3673 and encodes 1148 amino acids. The transcript has 23 exons.